UCAAGGGGACACCGGUAGCUAGCGUCAUCCUGAAUCAGAAAUACGCUUUCUUUCAAUAUACAUGUUGGUCUGUGCCAGAUUUGUUUAUCUGUUCCAUCAAUAUGGUAAGACUCCCUCCCUAAUUCUUAUUUUUCCAACGGUUGAGUUACGUUUGGGCAUAGAAUUUAGCGUCCUGUCCAGUAGCUAUCAAGACAAGCUCCCUCACGCUACAGAAACAGGUGAAAUAUUGGCCUACCAUCGGCCAUUCUGGCUCAUACAUUACUUUAUUUACUGUGUGUCUCGAAAACACAGCUGCUGUCAAACCAGUGUUCAGUAAGCUCUGAGCCUGAUGCAUCUGUCCUCUUAAGGAAUAAAUUAUUAUUAGAAUCAACACAGUUUCAAAUCUUGCAAAUGAAUGUUAGAGAGGAUGAUGACACAGAGACAGAUAGGCCUGCAGGCAAUUCCAGAACCCUCACCUUGGCGGUGUGCUCCGCUGCCAUCGGUGGCACCUUCCAGUACGGCUACAACCUCUCCAUGAUCAACGCCCCCACCAACCACAUCCAGAGGUUCAUCAAUGACACAUACUGGGAGCGCUGGGGAACCGGCCUAGACACCUCCCAGGUGACCCUGCUGUGGACCGUGAUCGUGUCUGCCUUCUCCCUGGGUGGCCUGACCGGGGCUCUUCUGGCAGGACCCAUGGCUGUCCGCUGUGGCAGGAAGAACUCACUACUUCUCAAUAACUCUUUCUUGUUCCUCGGUGCAGUCCUCGCCCUUACCAGCAGGGCGGCAAGGUCAGUUGAGAUGAUUAUUUUUGCCCGCCUGCUAGUGGGGGUCAACGCUGGAGUGAGCAUGAACGUCCAGCCCAUGUAUUUCGUAGAGAGUGCCCCCAAACACCUGCGUGGCGCUGUGGCCUUCUCCUCGGCCGUGUUCACUGCAUUUGGGAUCUUCCUGGGCCAGGUGGUGGGUCUAACGGAGCUGUUGGGUACCGAGCCCCUCUGGCCCUACCUCCUGGCCAGCAAUGCCCUCCCAGGCCUCCUCCAGCUACUCACCCUGCCCUGGUUCCCUGAGAGCCCCCGCUACCUGCUCAUGGACCAGGGGAACAAGGAGGCGUGCGCCCGGGCUCUGGGUAGGUUCCGCGGCGGGGCUGACUUCAGCCUGGAGAUGGAGGAGAUGCUGCAGGAGCAGGCUGACGCCGGUGGGGCCACGGCCAAGAGUCAGACUCCCUGGGACCUGUUCUCCAACCGCUCCCUCCACCCCCAGCUACGCACUGUGAUGGCUGCUAGCAGUGCCAUGAUGCUGUGUGGUAAUGACUCCAUCUACUUCUAUGCCUCGUACAUCUUCCUAGCAGCAGGGAUCCCUGUGGAGAAGGUCCAGUAUGUCUCUAUCGGCACUGGGGCCUGCGAGUUCACUGCUGCCGUCGUGUGUAACCUGCUGGUUGAGCGUGUGGGCCGCAGGAUGCUCCUCAGUGGCGGAUACGCCCUGAUGGCGGUCUGGGCGCUGGUCUUCACCCUGGCCCUGACCCUCCAGGGCUACUCUGUCCCAGGGAUGCCCUAUCUCAGCAUGGCCUGUGUGUUCUGCUAUAUCCUCAGCUUUGGUAUGGGCCCUGCCGGGGUUACGGGAAUCUUGCCUGCUGAGAUCUUUGACCAGACGGCUCGGCCUGCGGCCUACAUGGUGGCUGGGUCCCUCAUGUGGAUCAACCUCUUGAUAGUAGGCAUGGCUUUUCCAUUCAUAGUGAGUUACCUCAAUGCGCUCUGCUUCAUCCCGUUCUGUUGCGUCUGUGUGGCGACCUCUUUGUUUGUGGGCCUCACUCUGCCCGAGACCAAGGGCAGGACACUGGCUGAGAUCACAGCAGAGUUUGAUAGGAGGAGUCUUUUGAAGAAGGGCCCAGAGAAGCAGGGGCCCGAGCCCAUGAAGGAGCAAUAUCAGCUGGGUAAAGCUCUCUCUCUCACCACCAUAGACCCAGAGCCCCUCUCCCAUCUCCUAGACCCAGAGCCCCUCUCUCUCACAGCCCUAGACCAGAGCCUCUCUCUCUCACAGCCCUAGACCCAGGGCCCCUCUCUCUCACGGCCCUAGACCCAGAGCCUCUCUCUCUCACGGCCCUAGACCCAGAGCCUCUCUCUCUCACGGCCCUAGACCCAGAGCCUCUCUCUCUCAUGGCCCUAGACCCAGAGCCUCUCUCUCUCACUGCCCUAGACCCAGAGCCCCUCUCUCACUGCCCUAGACCCAGAGCCCCUCUUUCACUGCCCUAGACCCAGAGCCCUCUUUCACCACCUAGACCCAGAGCCUCUCUCUCACCGCCUAGACCCAGAGCCUGGGGGAACAGUCUGGGGGUCUGAGGGUGGGGUAUUUAUAUGAAUUAUAUUUAAUUAUGGUGUAUGAAUGUGGUGCCUUGGUCCCUAAACCAAAUAGCCUAUACCUCUUUAUGAAAUCACUGUAAUCAAGACUGCUGUUAUAAUGACAAAUUAAGGCUGUCCCCGACUAAAAAUAAAAUCUUGGUCGACCGAGAGUCUUCCAGUUCUUUCGACCAAUCAAAAUGUUUAAACUUAUUGCGCUGUCCGUGCUGAAACUGCAACAUCAUUUCAGCCAUUUAGUUUCUUACUUGUUUCUGACUGAAAAGUUAUGUUAUCGAAAUCCCUAAUUUGUUUCCAAAAAAUAUUCCCUAUUCCCUCAACCCUUGCUCUCUUUACAUGAAACAUGUAAGCAUCGCAUGCAUGUGAUCAAUAGGGCCUAUAGCCUAUCAUAAUCACAUCAAUAAAUUGCUUAUAACAAACUCCAAACCCAUAAUGUCAACUAGCAAAAUGGAUGCGGAGGACAUGGAAAAAGAAACUCAAAAUGAGCAAAUAUUUACUGGUUGCUCAAGAGGGAAAGGGGAAGUCAGAUCUGUCGAAGACAUUUGACUUAGUUGUGGAAACUACUGGAGAUUAAGAAAUAUUUGGGUAUAGGCGCAAGCGUUGUGAGUAUCGUGUGCCAAGCAGUUGCUGUUAGAUUACAAUAUUAUUUUUAUAACCAUUUGGAACAGUCUAAACAACACUAAAUAAAUAAGUGUACCAGAGAGUCUGUACUAAUGAAAAAAGAAUAUAUAAAUCCUUUAUUACAUCAGAUUAAAAACAGUUGCAUGCAUUCAUGAAUUGCGGUUUCUUUAUUGAUUCGGUAAAUUAUUCAAAGCUUCCGUUUUUUUAAGAGUAAAACUAAAAUGCUUGAUUGCAUUUCAAAGCAUGUUUGUCUCGUAUGCUUUGUGAUGGCAUGAACAAAGGAUUGAAUGAUUGAUUGAUACAGUAUCCUAUGUAAUGAAAUAUAGGCCUAAGUAAGUUAUGGUAUGGUAGUUAUGGUAGUAAACAGGACGUGCUCUUAGGCCUACACCUUGAUGGUGGUUAUACAAGGUUAAAAUACAAAGCCUACUAAUGAUGACGACAUUACUCAUUAUUAUAAUGAUUAAAAACAGCCAAUUCUGUGAAAUUGCUUUAGCCGCCAUUUUGCCGUUGCAUGAUGCUUGGUGCUCAUGGAAUUAGUAGGCUGUUAAAGAAACACUCAAACAGGCAACAGAAGCAAUAUCUGUCUUAUUUCUGUAGAUGUAUAUGGAUGAUUUAUAAAGCCAGGCACAUUUAACAGUUAGGCUAUUCAUUAUAGACCUAAUUCAAUUGUGAUUUCCUCGCUCCUCAAUUUUCUUAGACAAUUAGGCUACGGUAAGGGCUGUUUCCCCGUCUCUGCUGCUGCCUCCACCGCAUUGUUCUCAAUCCCAAUAUCCUGGUUAACUUUGCUAUUAUGCACAUAGCAACAUAGGGAAAGGCAGCAAUUCUAUGGCGCACUGAAGAUUGUUUCAGAUCCGCGGACAGUGACCGUAUCCAAUGCGGGAGAAAACUAAUUUGUUCUAAAUUAAUAUUUGAUUAAUUAAUGUUGCACCAUUAUUUUUACCUAAUAUAACCAUAUAAAAUUUCAGCAUCACAUCUUAGAGUGAUGGACUGAGACAGCCGUGAAUCAGACAGGUCUUGUGCACCAUGAAAAAAAAUUACAAUAAUUGCUACUGCUUGACUAAAGAGAUCUCGGUCGACCAACAGCUUAUCGGCCAAUGAAUUGACCAUUCGACUAAAUGGGGGUCAGCCCUAUAAUGAAUGAUUUUGAAUAAUGAUUUUGCACUAUAUUAUUGCUAUGAUUUCUUUAUCAAAACUCCAUUACCUCCAUUAUGUUUAGACUGAUGUAAUUAUGGUGCAGUUUGAGUCAGAUAUGUUCCUUCCAUGCAUAUGUGAUAUGGGGAAAGGGCAUUGUCUGGUUAUACUUGAAUAUCAGUACUGUACUACUCUCAUCAAGUCCAGUCUCUACAGUUAUGUACAAUUUAGAAUGUUGUAAGCUCGACCUAUUUUGCUGUAAAUGCCAAAACUUCAUUGAUAUUGAUUGUUGCAGUAUGUUUACAGUAUAUAAUAAUGCAUGUUUUAUUUAUCACCAAAAGGAGUGUUGGAUUAUGUAUUUUCAUCCUAUUUUGUCUGUUUGAUCAGGAAGUCACCAGCUAUUUUCACUCUUUAUGCCACAACACAAACACUUAAAACACAUAAUAUAGGCUAUAAUGUUACUAUUUAAAUUACUAUCCAGAAUGUCCAUUAAGUGGCAUCAUUGCGCUGAGUAAAUCCUUUGUUUCAGGAUUUCAUGUAUGUACCUUCAGUAUCAGGUCCACCCUACCCUUGGUUACUCUUGGGUAACCAAAGGUUAUCUAUGCACUUUCAAGCAUGACAAAUAAACUCUAUGAAGCCAUUAUUUGCAAUUCUUGCUUUGUAUGUAUUUGAGUGUUAGACUGAAACAAGUGCUGAUGUCAAUCCAGCAAUAUUUUUCUGUCAUGAAACAACUAUAUAGUAUAGAUACAGUACCAGUCAAAAGUUUGGACAC
This is a messenger RNA of Oncorhynchus gorbuscha (pink salmon), 4854 nucleotides long. RefSeq names its product solute carrier family 2, facilitated glucose transporter member 11-like. Bases 391 to 2022 code for a protein of 543 amino acids. Gene Ontology annotation, molecular function: hexose transmembrane transporter activity. Gene Ontology annotation, cellular component: membrane. The record is from RefSeq and is a predicted model, not a curated record. The transcript has a single exon. NCBI's taxonomy places the organism in Eukaryota, Metazoa, Chordata, Actinopteri, Salmoniformes, Salmonidae. Gene Ontology annotation, biological process: monosaccharide transmembrane transport.